CGCACGUCAGAGGCUCCGAUAUUACCGGCAGCGGCAGUCGAUAACGAACCAUUCCUACUGUGCCGUAUAGUGUGCGUUCAAAGCAAGUGGCGGUAUGUCUUCCACCAUCUCCAAGCUGUCGAGGGCGGUGAGCCUUCUCUCGCCGAAAUCGCCUAAUUUCGCCGCACCUGUUUACGUCAAGCACCAGCGAAACUAUUCUUCUGGAAAACGAAUUGAAGUGAAAAAGCCUGUGGUAGAUCUAGAUGGAGAUGAAAUGACACGUAUAAUAUGGGCAAAAAUUAAAGAAACGCUGAUACUUCCAUAUCUGAAGGUGGAGAUAUUGUACUAUGAUCUGGGAUUGCCUCACAGAGAUGCCACUAAUGAUCAAGUUACUAUUGAUGCAGCGCAUGCUAUUCUGAAGCACAAUGUUGGAAUCAAAUGUGCUACUAUUACCCCUGAUGAGGAACGUGUCAAAGAAUUCAAUUUGAAGAAAAUGUGGCUCAGUCCAAAUGGAACAAUCCGUAACAUUCUGGGUGGAACAGUUUUCCGUGAACCAAUAAUUUGCAAGACAAUUCCACGGAUAGUUCCAGGUUGGAAAAAUGCCAUUGUGAUUGGCAGACAUGCUCAUGGUGACCAGUACAAAGCAAAAGACUUCGUUGUGUCCAAACCAGGAACAGUUGAAAUGGUGUACAGGAGUAAUGAUGGGGAAACCACGACCAUAGAACUUUUUGAUUACAAGGGUCCAGGCAUUGCCAUGGGAAUGUACAAUACAGACGAAUCUAUCAAAGCCUUUGCACAUUCAAGCUUUCAAGUGGCAUUACAGAAGAAAUGGCCGCUAUAUCUCUCUACUAAGAAUACAAUCUUAAAAAGAUAUGAUGGUCGCUUCAAGGAUAUCUUUCAGGAGAUUUAUGAUAAGGAGUACAAAGCUGAAUUUGAGAAAAACAAGAUCUGGUAUGAGCACAGACUAAUUGAUGACAUGGUAGCACAAGUUCUGAAAUCGAGUGGUGGCUUUGUAUGGGCAUGCAAAAACUAUGAUGGAGAUGUGCAGUCAGAUAUAGUUGCACAGGGAUAUGGUUCUCUUGGUCUUAUGACUUCAGUUCUCAUGUGUCCCGAUGGCAAAACUAUUGAGGCAGAAGCAGCACAUGGGACAGUCACAAGGCACUACAGGUUACAUCAGAAGGGGCAGCCUACAUCUACAAAUCCUGUAGCAUCAAUUUUUGCUUGGACACGGGGACUGAGCCACCGUGCAAAGCUUGACAAUACUCCAGAACUAGCAAGGUUCAGUGAAAAUCUUGAGGCAGCAUGUGUUGACUGUAUAGAUAGUGGCAAAAUGACCAAAGAUCUGGCAAUUUGUAUUCAUGGAAUGCAGAAUGUGAAGGAAGGCAUGUACCUACAUACAGAAGAUUUCUUGGACGCCAUUGCAGAAGAACUGAAACACAAAAUGGGCAGUAAAUGAAACAACUUCUAGGAACAUAAUUUCACAACCAUAACAAAAUACAAAUGUACUUUAUCUCCAAUGACAGAUGUGGCAAAUAUAAUUAAUCAGCAUACUUGUAUGCUGCUUGCAGUAAACAUGCAUUUCUAAUUCCAUCCACGCAGUAAAAAUAUGAAAUGAAACUGAAGUGCAAAAGAUGUGCUGUUUAACAUCAAACAUAGUAUACACAGUUUCUUUUACUCUUCCAGUUCCCCCAUAGGCCUGCUCAAUACUAGUCAAAUGCAGAAUGAUAAUGAAUGUGUACACAACAAAAUUUGCUAGAGUUCUGCUACUUGUAGUUAAAUCGGAUUGCUAAUCCUCGUUGCAAACUUGGAAUUGCAGUAAAAUUUUUGGAAGAAUAUCUUCUUCAGUUCUGUUUUAGCUUUUGUAUGUGAUAGUAUCAUUGUCUGUAAAUUAUUAGCCUUAGAUUGUGUGCCAGUUGUUAUUUAAGUAUAAGAUGGCACAAAAUCUCUAUGUGAAAGUUCAAAAUGGGGACCACUUUCUUGGCUAUAUGAUGAUCAUGCCAUAAGAAGGUACAAAGAACAGAUACUGUUGACAGUCACUAUGUACAGAAUUUGUUUUGUGAAACUGCUUAUAAUGUAUUGAGCAUGUUCUGUGUGUGUCUCAUAACUUAUUUAAAUUUUAUUUAUAUUCAUGAUUCUCAUUGACAUUGGAGCAUUAAUUUUUCAGCUGUAGAAAAUCUCUGCAGGUGAUAUGAACAGUAUUCAAAUUCAUCUAUAAAAUAGUCAUGUGUGUUCAGAUGUCUGAAAUACUCAUCAUCAUCUCCAUACUGGAACUUUGUAA
Schistocerca nitens (vagrant locust) is the source of this 2257-nucleotide messenger RNA. Its product is annotated as isocitrate dehydrogenase [NADP], mitochondrial-like. Gene Ontology annotation, cellular component: mitochondrion. The record is from RefSeq and is a predicted model, not a curated record. Gene Ontology annotation, molecular function: magnesium ion binding; NAD binding; isocitrate dehydrogenase (NADP+) activity. NCBI's taxonomy places the organism in Eukaryota, Metazoa, Arthropoda, Insecta, Orthoptera, Acrididae. Gene Ontology annotation, biological process: isocitrate metabolic process. The transcript is spliced from 9 exons. Bases 95 to 1435 code for a protein of 446 amino acids.